AUGACUGAAGACCUGGAGACGAGAACAUACGAAGAACGGUUGCGGGAUUUGAGAAUGGCCAGUCUGGACACAGCUGGAAAGACCUGCGUGCACUGGAAUUACACCAAGGCCUCCCUCCAGGCGCCACCGCUGGACUUCUCCUUCCGGGGCAUCAGCUUCAUGCAAGACCUGCUGACGGAGGAGCCUCGUCCCGGCCUCAGAGCCAUCCUGUGCUCGGAGGGGGGCCGCCUGCUGACCCAGGCCGUGCGGCUGAACAACAACACCCUCAGCGACCUGACGGACUUCCCUGACAUCAUGGAGAAGCUGCUGGAGUAUCCCCUGGACAUCUACUGGAUUGACCUCUCCUUCAACGACCUGCCCAGCAUCGACCCGGUACGCGAAGCCACCACCGGCCGGCCCUUGUAAACUGAUGUCUGUGUGGAUUGGAUUG
Molecule: messenger RNA, 430 nt
Organism: Protobothrops mucrosquamatus (brown spotted pit viper)
Lineage: Eukaryota; Metazoa; Chordata; Lepidosauria; Squamata; Viperidae
Product: leucine-rich repeat-containing protein 51-like
Exons: 3
Coding region: 1-405 (134 amino acids)
Source: RefSeq, a predicted model, not a curated record